This is a messenger RNA of Lipotes vexillifer (Yangtze River dolphin), 1230 nucleotides long. It is a transcript of the gene CADM3, whose product is annotated as cell adhesion molecule 3. Gene Ontology annotation, cellular component: presynaptic membrane. The transcript has 9 exons. Gene Ontology annotation, biological process: homophilic cell-cell adhesion. The record is from RefSeq and is a predicted model, not a curated record. Bases 1 to 1230 code for a protein of 409 amino acids. Lineage: Eukaryota; Metazoa; Chordata; Mammalia; Artiodactyla; Lipotidae.
AUGGAGACUCUCUCCCCAGGCUACUGGCAAGAGCAGAAUUUGGAGCUGGGGACUCUGGCUCCACUCGAAGAGGCCAUGAGCUCCACAGUCUGGAGCAGCCCUGACAUGCUGGCCAGUCAAGACAGUCAGCCCUGGACAUCUGAUGAGACAGUGGUGGCUGGUGGCACCGUGGUGCUCAAGUGCCAAGUCAAAGAUCAUGAGGAUUCAUCCCUGCAGUGGUCUAACCCUGCCCAGCAGACUCUCUACUUUGGGGAGAAGAGAGCCCUUCGGGAUAAUCGGAUUCAGCUGGUUAGAUCUACGCCCCAUGAGCUCAGCAUCAGCAUCAGCAACGUGGCCCUGGCAGACGAGGGUGAAUACACUUGCUCCAUCUUCACUAUGCCCGUGAGAACUGCCAAGUCCCUCGUCACCGUGCUCGGAAUCCCACAAAAGCCCAUAAUCACUGGCUACAAGUCAUCGUUACGGGAAAAGGAUACAACUACCCUAAACUGUCAGUCUUCUGGGAGCAAACCUGCAGCCCAGCUCACCUGGAGGAAGGGUGACCAAGAGCUUCAUGGGGAACCAACCCGAAUACAGGAAGAUCCCAAUGGCAAAACCUUCACCGUGAGCAGCUCAGUCACCUUCCAGGUCACCCGGGAGGAUGAUGGCGCAGACAUUGUGUGCUCUGUGAACCAUGAAUCUCUAAAGGGAGCUGACAGAUCCACUGCUCAACGCAUUGAAGUUUUAUACACACCAACAGCGAAGAUUAGGCCAGACCCUCUGCAUCCCCGCGAGGGCCAGAAGCUGUUGCUCCACUGCGAGGGGCGUGGCAAUCCCGCCCCCCAGCAGUACCUAUGGGAGAAGGAGGGCAGUGUGCCGCCGCUAAAGAUGACCCAGGAGAGCGCCCUGAUCUUCCCCUUCCUCAACAAGAGUGACAGCGGCACCUAUGGCUGCACAGCCACCAGCAACAUGGGCAGCUACAAGGCUUACUACACUCUCAAUGUGAACGAUCCCAGUCCGGUGCCCUCAUCCUCCAGCACCUACCACGCCAUCAUUGGUGGGAUCGUAGCUUUCAUCGUCUUCCUGCUGCUCGUCCUGCUUAUCUUCCUUGGCCACUACUUGAUCCGGCACAAAGGAACCUACCUGACACACGAGGCGAAAGGCUCUGACGACGCCCCAGAUGCGGACACAGCCAUCAUCAACGCAGAAGGCGGGCAGUCGGGCGGGGACGACAAGAAGGAAUAUUUCAUCUAG